GGUGUUUCAUUGGCUGUCAAAAUCCAUAGAGCGUCCAGAGGCUGUGAAGGGUGCCACCUUCCACAAUGAUCCGUCAUUGCCUUCUUAAUCGGUACUGGUUUAUUAUUGUCACACAUAAUGAGACCGCGAGAAACUUAGUUUUGCAAGCCAUCCAUGCAGGUCAUUUCAAAACAUAAGUACUUUUGAAGUAGUACAGGGGAAAAGCAAUAACAAAGUGCAGAAAAGUGCAGAUGCAAAGGGUUUGGGUUAAAAGGAAUUGUCAGCAUGGACCAGCUGGGCUGGAGGAACCGUUUCUGUUCUGAUCCGCAGGUGGACAAUAAGGCGCUUAAGUGCUGACCUUAGAGGUCCUGGGGAGAAGUUGUUGGUUGUGAUUUCCAUUGGGGUGGAUUCAGUUUUCCUAUUGAUAAUGGCUAUUGUGUUGAGUGCAGAGUUCAUAAACAUUUGCAACAGAUUCUGUUUCUGUUCUAUGACUCCAAUAUAGUGUCACAGUUAGAAAGUGCAGUGCAGGUGGACAAUAAGGCGCUUAAGUGCUGACCUUGGAGGCAAGAUAAGAUCGACUGCAAAGCUGUGCAAGGUCCUAUAAAAGCAAGGGGGUGUUGCAUUACCGAGGACGGUGCACCCCACCGUCUCUGGUCCAACCCAAGGCUGAGGGAGAGCGGACUGCGCAUGCGCGCUGCUCCGUCCAGUUUGUUUACACGGCAGGCGUGCCGCUGUGGUCACGUGAACUGUCGGUGACGUCAGCGCGGUUGUCGGGGAGCUGCCGAUGCGGCCUCUCAGGUGAAGGCGAGUCUUACAGUAUUUGAUUUCAUCUACGAUGGAGCUGGCAACCAAUUUUUUUCGUGUGGAGUUCCCAAAUUUCACAAGUACUUUACUGCAAAGGUUAAACCAACAGCGUCAAGAGGGACAGCUAUGUGACAUCACUAUUCAAGUUCAGGGCCAUUUAUUCAGGGCCCAUAGGGCUGUAUUGGCAGCUAGUUCACCUUAUUUUUGUGAUCAGGUACUACUGAAGAAUAGCAAUCGGAUUCUUCUGCCAGACGUGAUGAACCCAAAGGCAUUUGAAAAUGUUUUGUUAUCUUGCUACACGGGAAAACUUGUAUUGCCAGCCACUGACAUUGUCAGCUACUUAACAGUUGCGAGCUUUCUUCAAAUGUGGCACGUGGUGGAUAAGUGUACAGAACUUUUAAAGAUAUGUCCAACUGUUCCUUACCAGAAGGCAAAUCAUUCAAUUGACCACCAGUCACCCAGCAGCAGCAAUUUUAAUGGUUUAGGGGAGCAUUCAGAACUUGGAGCUCUGGGACAACCUGAGCUCAAUAAAGGUAUGACUGAAGAUUCAAAGGCUGAUGAAAAUGGCGAAGAGAGCCCCAAAGAGGAUAACAUGUCACCGCCCCAAUCAGUAGAUCAUGACAACCUUCCCAGCAAUUCGUCCGGAGAGCAGGAUCAUUUAAGUGCAGAAAUGAAUAGCCAGGAUGGUGAGGAAGGAGCAAGUGACAGUGCAGAGUACACAUUUGCCAGGCCACUCUAUAGUCAACCUAGUAUAAUGCCUCACAAACGGUGGGUGUAUGUGAAACAGGAAAAGUUUGAGCAAGAUUAUGGUGAUGGAAUAACUCUCCCUGCUGUUGAAGAUCAUCAAGUCUCUGAGUCAGAAAAUAUUACUCAGGCUGAACCAGUAAUACAAUCUUCAAGUAUUGACGAUAGCUUUAAUGUUGUCGCUGCCAAAAAUCAAGAGGUGUUUGAGGAAGGACCCGAGAAUCGUUCUUAUGAUGAGCAGGUUGAUUACUAUGGGUCAUCACUGGAUGAAUUUUCAGCUGAUCGGGGAGAUGUAAAUGUCAGUGCACACCGUCAGGAUCCAUUAAUGGCAGCUGAAAUGCAGGUGAAUCGACUGCCAGGUUAUGGUGUUGAAGGUGAACUAGGGGCACCAGUCAAUGAAAAGACUUCUCACUCUGGCUUCACCGCUGUUGUUUACAAACUUUACCCUUGUCAGUGUGGCAAAAACUUCACACACAAGAGUCAGCGAGAUCGACAUAUGAGCAUGCAUCUUGGCCUUCGACCUUAUGGCUGUGGUGUUUGUGGUAAGAAAUUUAAAAUGAAACAUCAUCUUGUUGGCCAUAUGAAGAUCCAUACUGGCAUUAAACCAUAUGAAUGCCACAUCUGCGGUAAGAAGUUCAUGUGGCGAGACAGUUUUCAUCGGCAUGUGACAUCGUGCACAAAACUGUAUCAGGUCCCUGACGUCCGCUGACAGAACUUAUGGGCCAAAUGGCCCAUUGAAAUCAUAUAUGGUACUUGAUGUAGUGGAGAUGUUUUAAGUGCUUUCGACUCAUUCAGUGGUGGCCUCAGUCACAAUAGAAAAUCAGUGGUCUCAAUACUGACAGCCUGGGGAUUUUGAGAAAUAUGUUGGUGCCAUGAUGACAUUUAUUUAACCAAAACCAUUUUCCUAUAGUUUUACACUUUAAAUCUUCAAUUAUGUGACUGAUAGUCAUCUGAAAUGAAAAGAUGAGCCUUGCAUACAUGUUAAAGGAAGUGGAAAGAAGUGAAAGCAAAUCUAAGAAUAAAUGUAGAACUGUAUUUUGCUAAUGUGUUAUUAGCCCCAUUUGCACACAUAUAUUUUAUGUUGAGUCUGUACUGGGAGUGUUGUGUGUAGAAAUGCUGUAAACUCAAAUGAACAUCUUGCCUCUGAGUCUGAAGCUUUUUGGGUUCAAGUCCCUCACAAGAGACUUGAGGAUAGGCUGACACGUCAGUGCAUCACUGAGGAAAUACGUUGUUGGAGUGUCAUCUUUCAGAUGAGACAUUAAACCAAGGCUCCAACUGUCCUUCAGGUAUAUGUUAAAGAUCCCGUGGCACUACUUCAAAGAAGAACAGGGAGGUAGCCUGAUAUCCUGGAUAACUUUUAUUCUCAAUCAACAUCACUUGCAGAAAAUAAACAUUAUCUGGUCUUUAUUUCAAUGCUUGCUGUGCUUAUCCUACAUUACAACAGUGUUUAUACUUCAUUUUAAAAAAAAGUACUACUUUAGCUGUAAAGCACUUCAGAAUGUCCUGAGGUCAUUAAACAGACUAUCAAUCCAAGACUCCUACUUUCCCUUCAUUCUUUCCUUUUUUUCUGUCUUUCACAAAGGCAGUUCUAUGUAAUGAGGAGGAUUAAGAUAGGAGUUUAAAUUUAUAUUUUUAAUUACUUGCACAAAACCAGAAGUUGGAACAGUCUACAAUCAUUUUAAAUUCCAAGGCUGAAAGUGCCAUGUUAAUGGAAAUUCCUAAAUUUUGUACUCUGGAGCCUGAUCCUCAAGAUUAUAUUUGGACCUUGAGGAUUAGCAACUGAGUCCGGUGUUCAAACGGUGCCCAAUGCUGAUUGUGAACAAUGGGCGACAGAUCAUUUUACAAAAGAUAUUCAGAUUAAAAUACUCCUUCAAACUUCUGAAGUCAUUCAACCAAACCUUUGACAUGUUGGCUGAUGAAUAACUUAAGAAAUCUUUCUGUAACUUUGGAAUAUUUGGUAUGUUGGUAGCUUUGCAAUGCAUACUAAAAAAAAAUUGUCCCUGUUGAUAGUGGCUUUAAAUAACUAAGUGUGAAGCAGGCUGAGAAUAACAAAGAUAGUAGACUGAUGCUCAUUUCCCAAAAUGGUAUUACUUACAUACUCUUUGUAUGCAUAUAUUUGAAGUAUUGUGUCGUAGACACUCUAAAUGUUGAAUACUUGUGACAGCUGAUGAGUAAAUUACCAGUCAGUUUUAUUGAAGUAUGUUUCUGUUUGAUAAGGACUUAUUCACAGCAGAUCUACGCCUAUGAAACCACAAUGAAAUUAUAGAAGAAUAUCUUUUAAGGUGGAAAGAGAGGAGGGGAAAUUAAUAAGAUUGAAGCAGCUUCAAAGCUGAAAAUGCAGCAUUUGAUAGAACAACUUAUUGGCUUCAUCAACAAAUAGUUGAUUUGAAAAUGAUAUACUGUUAAUUGCUUUCUUGAAAAUGUUCAGUCAUCUCCCACUGAAAGCAAAUGAUUGAAUAUUACAUUUUUAUUUCAUUUUUGCAUUGUUCAGAAAUAGGACUAAAACGACCUGCAAAUUAAACAUUUUAGGCUGCAACUCCUUUAAAAACAAUUACAAACAGUUGACUUGAUGGGUUUACAGAACUAAUCGAAACACAGCUCAACUCUAGAGUGAUUUGUUAAAUGCAACUUGUAGGACCUGUAGAUUACUAUAAAGCACUCCAUUUAACAUGAGUUCCAAAAAGUUCUUGUUUGCAAAUGAUAUCUGUGUAAAAAAAAAACAACUUGCUACUUGUGCAUUGAAUUUGAGGGUGAAAUCUCUGAGAUCAGUUUACCUGAAAAUGACACCUCUGUCUAUAGGAAUUUGAUAAUGUGAUAAUGGAGCUUAGAAAGUCGCAUGUACUUCAAGAAGCUGUUGAAGAUGCACCGACCAGCCUCUUAUUGGUAGGAUAUGGAGGGAUCAGCACAGGGGUGUUUUUAGCAUGGCUAGCAGGACCAUACAAGUGCAAAUUAAAGGUCUCUAAUGCAGUAUAAGCUCUCUGGACUUGGGUAAACGGUAUAUCGCUGAAAAGGGAAACGGCUUCCACACAGGUUAUUGAACCCUGCCCAUGCCAAGUUCAAAGCUGAUUUUGUUUUUUUUUAGAAAGAAUGAUCCUUGGAAAAUUUCUUUCAACAUCCUAAGCAUUUUAAUAUAAUUGAAGAGUACUUAGACUUCAGAUCCACUACUUGGACAUAAAGCUGCCAUUCUGGAAUAGGUGCCCAUCAUAUAGAGCAUUCAGUCGCCAUAUCCAUUGAUUUCAAUGAAAAUAAACAUGGGCUAAUUUCUCUGAAGGCUGAAUUGCAAUGCCGGUUGGAUGCCCGCAUAGCACAUUUCAAAUUGGGGCUUUUGGUGAACAGACAAGGGAAAAUAACUUGUGGUGCUACAGGGAAACCACAGAGGAAUGGGACUGACUGGAGUGCUCUCCAAAGAUAUCACAGCCUCAGUAUGCUACCUGGCCUCCACAUGUCCUGCAAUGAAUCUGAGUCAAAUUGAAAGUCUACUCUGUAGUACUCAAUUUAAAAGCUAUAUUCACCUUCAGAGUAUUAGUACCUUUUCAGUGCUCUGAUUUCUGUCAAUUAAAUGCAUAGGCACUAGUCAAGGGAUUACUGAACAACCUGAGCCUGUCAUUCUAACAAUUCCCAGUACCAUCGGCAUUAUCAAAAUGAGAGCACGUUAUUAAAAUUUGUGGUGUGCUCUUUUUGGUUGGUGGGAGCUGGAGGAAGGGAGUGGUGAUCUGUUUAUGCCUUAAACUCUAGAAUAAAGCAUUGUACACCGUAAUUAGCCACAGGCCUGCCACCUUUACUUACAAUGGAGCACAGCAGAAUUAAGUAAGAAUCAAACAGAACUGUGUAAUGUAAGAAGGAAACCCAGAGGGAAAAAAAAUGCCAAGAAAGACAAUAGGCACUAGUUAAAGGAACAAUCACACAGCUAAUUACAGAGCAAAAAUUCAUUGCUUAUUGUAAAAUACAGUUAAUUUGUAUGUCUUAAUCCAUUUGUGAAUAGUAAAUUAUUCUCAUAGUGUUUGAAAAGGUGUGUUUCAAAAAUACACAGUCCUUAAAAUAUAUUGAUUAUGUAGAGUUAAAUGAUAUUUAAAAUAAUGAGACUGAAUCCCUUCACCUAAACUAUGCGUUUCCAGUAGACCAAUUAAAAGCUAUUUUCACACUUGCUCACCGUUCACUAUAAGUUUCCAGUGGAUUUAGUGGAAUAUAUAGACGUGACAUUACGGGCAUUUUGUGUUUUUACUUGGGACCCCAGUAUAUUUCUAUUUUAGAAUAUGCUCUCUGCAGAGCACCAACAGAUUUAGUCAUAAGAGUGACAGCACAGAAACAGAACCUUCAGCCCUCCAUGCCCCUGCUGAUCCAGAGAUACCUAUGUAAGCUACUUCCAUUUACCAGUACUUGUUCCAUACCCUUCUCUGACUUGGUGAUUCAAGUGCUCAAGGAGGAACAGGGGAGUAAAAUUGGAAAAGUUACAUCAUCUGUAUUGCCCCCAGAUAAUCUUCUUGAACUAUUGACAUUGUUUCUGUUUGCAUGUAUUAUGUGCAACUGCACUGUCUGUUUUGAAAUUAAAAUCUUGCUCUUUGUUAUGGUACACAGCAAGUGCCUGUAAAAAGCUAAUGAGAAAGUCCUCAUCAGAUUUAUACCUUCCGCUAGAUUUUGAAGGUUUUUGACUGGAGUGAGUUCCCUUUUCUAGAAGCACCCACAUUUUCCCUAUUCACGAAACAUGGUUCAUUUCUUUCACUGAUCACAGGACACUACAGUUCUGUACUGGCAUUGGAAUUAUGCCAAGUGCACAAUGGGCAUAUUAAGUGAGCAAAAUUUUUGAGUAUAGAAUGAACUAGUAGUGGAAGAAACUACUUUGGAAGUUGUAUAAGUGGCAUGGAAGUGUAAUUCAAAUGAAACUUUGACAAACUUUAAGCUCAUUUUAAAUCCAUAGCCGGUCCCAUUUCCCAUUAUUAUCCAUUUCAUCUUCCUUUCAAAUAAAUAAUAUAAAUUUAAACAUUUUAAAAGUGGUAAGUGUGCACUGAUUAUUUUAUAAUUCAAUUACAACAUUUAUCAUAUUUUCAAAUCCAAUAGUUUAUAUAUCAUAGAUUAAUAUAAAUUGACGUUAGACUUUAUAUAUAAUAUAUAUAAAUCAGUGCAUUGUCUUUAGGGUCAAAGCUAACGGGACACUGACAGAUGAAUUUAUUUAUACUGGAGAGAUGUAUAAAGUAAGCUUGGAAAAUUUUAAUCGGUAGAUUACAGUAGUCGUUGCAAUAAUUAACAUACCCAUCUUGGAUAGAUAUUCAUGUACUACUUAUGUUUCAGAAAUGUGACCUUUUCUGUGAUCAAUAUUCAAUAUAACUCAAUACAGUGAGUUUCCAGCAGAUAUCAUAUUCAAGGCUACUUUAUACAAUUGUGUGUUUAAAAUUGUAAUGCUACCAAAUAUCAGAUGUAAAAGGCUGAAGUGUUAAGUUUUGUGAAAUGGCUUUUGCUGUAGGCUUUUCAAUGCCGAGUGGAAUUCCAGUGAAUUCAAUGAGUUUCUCUCUAUUGCACAGAACUAGUUUAUUAUGUUUCCUAUUGUGUUAAAAUAUUGAUAUUUAUGUAUCGUUACAGCUUAACUUUAAUUGUUGUUCAGUUCAGAGAUCCACAAACAGUAACGUGCACAUUUCUGAUGUUGGAUUUUGGUCAUGUAUGAGGAUGCCUGAUUAAGAAAUAAGCUCAGAACCUACUGCUAUCUGUUUGUUGCCUGGGCUGCUGUGUUAUGUGUGAAGCUAUAUCACAAACAGUAAAAAUUGAUUAUAAGAUGGAAAAUUAGACUUGUUCACUUUUGCACCUUUUCGAUCUAGUUAAUUCUUUAGCUGUUACAAAAUAUAAAUGCAUAUAAACUCAACUUGAAUUAAUAACAUUCUGGGUUGGCUUUUGAGGUCAAGUAAUGAGGAUUGUUUGUAUAUUUAAUCAAUAGGACCAACAAGAGAGAAGUUUGUUUUUGCUUUCUGCAAUGUCAAAUUAGUAAUGUUGGUAUAAUAGGCCUUCAUGUUUUUUUCCCCCUUGCUCAUUUUCUUAAAACUGUACAUCAAUAAUGAUGCUACUGAAGAUUUCAUAAGUAUAUAAAAGGAUCAAGGUAGUAUUUUGAGCCUUUACUUCAGCUUUAAACUAUCCAUUAAGUCAGGUACCACAACAUUUUCAGCUAAUGGACUUUCUUUAGGAAACACAACUUCCAAACAUGUUUGACAGUUUCCAGUUAUAUAAUUCUAAGCUAAUUAUGAAAAAUGUAAAUAAGAUGUAUUUAGGAAGUUUUGACAUAGGGAUGUCUUGUUAUUUGAGUUUUUUUGUAACUAACGGAACAGAUUGCAUUUUUUUAAAUGUUGCAGUUUUCCGCUUCCAGUGUGUAUCAGAAAACUUUCAAAAAGACAUAUCAAAUUGAUACUAUGUUCUUAUCAUUUCAAAAAUCAAGUGGGUCCACCUGAUUUUCUAUGUUACUUUAACCUAUGUGAGUUAGGUUGUUGAAUUUAAAUAAUUACCAUCUUUCUGAACAAUUGUUAUCAAAGUUGUUUACUAACUGUUAAAUCACAAGUGUUCAUGUUCUGUCCAAUGUUAUUUAAAAAGUGCUUUCAACACGAAUUUACACUGAAACUAACCAGUUAUGUCAGAAUUUAUGUGAUUUUUUUUUUCUCUCUGUUGUUUAAACUUUGUUUCCCAUUCUAAUAAAUAUACAGUGUUUGGCUUGCUGCUUGCAUUUGCCAAUGCUGUGAAAAUUAAUUUCUUCUCAUAGAAGAAAAUUGUGACUGUUCGUAUGAGUACCAUAUCGUAAAAUAAA
This is a messenger RNA of Pristis pectinata (smalltooth sawfish), 8305 nucleotides long. It is a transcript of the gene zbtb43, whose product is annotated as zinc finger and BTB domain containing 43. NCBI's taxonomy places the organism in Eukaryota, Metazoa, Chordata, Chondrichthyes, Rhinopristiformes, Pristidae. The transcript is spliced from 2 exons. Bases 815 to 2236 code for a protein of 473 amino acids. Gene Ontology annotation, biological process: regulation of transcription by RNA polymerase II. Gene Ontology annotation, molecular function: protein binding; DNA-binding transcription factor activity, RNA polymerase II-specific; RNA polymerase II cis-regulatory region sequence-specific DNA binding. The record is from RefSeq and is a predicted model, not a curated record.